GUGAAAGAAGGAAGUAGUCUUAUGAGAGCUCUACAGCUACUGCUGGCAGGCAGAUGCUGUGCAACCACACAUCAGGUCACACGACCACAGCAGCACGAAAACACAAGCACAUUACACCGACAAUGCAACGAGGCAUGUAAGGCAGACAGGAAGCACUUCAGCAGCUUUAUGGACUACUAAAAAAGGAGACUUAAGACUUAAAUCUUCAGCGUUUUUAAGGAUCACAAGAGUACGAAGAGACGAAAAAUGAAUAAAUCGGAGAUGUUUGGUUUCUCUCUGGAGACGGACGACAGGACAGAGGAGGAAAGAUUACGGCAAAGGGAGACUAAGAAAGAUGGACUGGCUUCUGCUUUGGGUAUGGGCCAGGAAGCCCCUAAGGCUCCUAUGGACACUGAUUACCAGGAGGAAAUGGAGCGAACGAAACCUCAAAUCCGAUUCAAUCUCAACUUUGACAAAGCGACUCAAGGUGUGAACCAGCCUGAUCAUAAGAGAGACAGCAAGACGUUUAACAUCAACAGAUUGUUUGAAGCAGUGGCCAGCAGAGAUGUUAGACAGCUGGACGGCCUUUACCAGUAUCUGCACCAAAACAUGAAGAAACUCUCCGACACUUUGUAUCAGUCCUACGGUAAAACCGCCCUAAUGAAAGCGCUGCUGCACCUCAAAGAUGGCAAGAAUGAGACUGUGGAGUUAUUAAUCGACAUUUCAGAGAAGUUGGGUGAUAUGAAGGAGUUUGUGAACGCAGCCUACACCGACAGCUUCUACAAAGGCCAGACAGCUCUGCAUAUAGCCAUUGAGAGGAGAAGUAUUUCUUAUGUGACGCUGCUGGUCAGCAAAGGAGCCGACGUCCACGCCAAAGCCUGUGGGAAGUUCUUCCAGUCACACAACCACCACAACUUCUACUUUGGUGAGCUGCCCCUGUCUCUGGCAGCCUGCACCAACCAGCCCAACGUGGUGGACUUCCUCAUGGAGAACGAGUACCAGCGAGCAGAUGCUACUAUGGCAGAUGCUCAAGGCAACACAGUCCUGCAUGCCCUGGUGACGGUGGCUGACAACUCCAAGUACAACACAGAAUUCAUAAUCCACAUGUACGACCGUAUCCUUAAGCUCAACGCAAAAUUGCAUCCCGAUGUGAAGCUGGAAAACAUCGAGAACAAGAUGGGCCUGACACCUCUCAAGAUGGCUGCCAAGAAUGGCAAGACUGGGCUCUUUUCACACAUCUUGAGACGAGAGUUCGAAGAGAUCGAAACCAAACACUUGUCCCGUAAAUUCACUGAGUGGGUUUAUGGGCCCAUCCACUGCUCCCUGUACGACUUGGCCUCUGUGGACUCAUGUGAGGAGAACUCAGUGCUGAAGAUCCUGAUCUAUGGGAGCGACAUUCCUAACCGUCACGAGAUGCUCGAGACGGAGCCUCUGUGCCAAGUGCUGGAAGAAAAGUGGGAGAGGUUUGCUCGUCACAUGUUUUUCUUCAACUUCCUGAUCUACCUCGUGUACCUGCUCAUUUUCACUCUCAUAGCCUACCAUAAGGAGAAUGUAACUGUGAGGUGGCUGACAGAAACGCAACCCGUUCCCACUGAGCUCUACCUGAACGAUUACCUGUACAUUCUUGGUUGGUUGGUGACGACAAUCGCAAACUGCUAUUUCUUUAUCAUAGGGAUCAUAGAUAUGAAGCGGAAACAACCGAAGCUGGAGACCCUGCUGGUUGACGGUUAUUAUGAGAUUCUUUUUCUUGUGCAGGGCUGCUUCUUCCUGCUCACCACUGGGCUCCUCCUGUUUGGGAAGAAGGAGUACCUCAGCUUCCUGGUGUUGUGUCUUGCUCUCAGCUGGGUGAACAUACUCUACUUCGCCAGGGGCAACAAGCACAUGGGCAUCUACAGUGUCAUGAUACAGAAGAUGAUCCUCAGCGAUAUCCUGCGCUUCCUUUUUGUCUACAUGGUUUUCCUCUUUGGAUUUUCAGCAGCGGUGGUCACCCUGCUUAAAGAGCCUCCCGCAAUGAACACCACUGAUUUAAAGCGUAAGCUUUAUGGCCCCGUCAGUGCUGACGAGGAGUGUUACAAACCCAGCUUCUCAAACAUCUCCUAUACCACCCUGGAGCUCUUCAAGUUCACCAUUGGCAUGGGUGACAUGGAGUUCAUCCAGGAUUACCAGUACAUAGAGGUCUUCUACGUGCUCCUCAUCUUCUACAUCAUCCUCACCUACAUCCUGCUGCUCAACAUGCUCAUCGCCCUCAUGAACCGCACCGUGGAGAAGCUCACUCUGGAGACCACCAGCAUCUGGAAGCUACAAAGGGCUAUCACCAUCCUGGACAUGGAGAGGAGGCUGCCCUGCUGUCUGAGGAUGCAUUUUCGCUGUGGGGUGGAGAAAAAUCUCUGCACUGCUAUUGGAAAGGACCGUCGGCGGUGUUUCAGAGUGGAGGAAGUCAACUGGAACAAAUGGAACAGCAACCUGGUCAAAAUCGAUGAGGAUCCCGGAUGUUGGGAUCGCGUCCAGGAGCCAGGCUCAGAAACCCCGCCGAGCAGGCGACAAAGAGGGAGGAGCUGGAGAGUCUUAUUCAGGGAGGGCAGUAGGCGGUGGCAGUCCUACGAGUCCACAGAGAUGACACCGGUCUAACUGAGAGCGUCCCUCUGGCUGCUCAGCCUGACUGACCUGAGCAUUCAAACCUCUCUGUUCCAAGAAAUCUAACCGACAUGGGUGAUCUGCGUUUUUUUUUUGACUGACUGAUACUCCAGUGUGUCAUCUCGCUUUGAAAUUAAGUCUUCAAGGCACAACUUCACUGAGAUGAGCAGCAAUAAGCGAGAAACACCUCCAACGUCUAGAUUUGACUGUCACCAUAAAAAGUAGAAUUCAUCAGUGUUGAAUGCUGUGCAACAAGUGUUGCAUAAAUAGCAAACCAAUCACCCUUUUAAAAACAGAAAAUUUUAUCCAAAGGCUUCUCCACAGGCUGCUCCUGCACGUGAACUGGAUGCACAUCCGCUGCUCAAAGGCCACAACCUGCUGGCACCUCUGGCAUCGCUCGAAAACCUUCAUGGAGUAAUGCAGCUCACGAAGGUGCUGAUCCUGCCCUCCCGCUGCGUGCCCUUUAUACCAGACCCAUUUUCAUCACAGCCAGACAAGCUAAAUCUACUGCGGCCACGUAGUCCUGCAGAUUUCACAGCUUGCUUUGUCUACCCCACUUCCUGUUCCGGCGUGGAUAAAUGGCACGAAGCGGCAGCAAUUGGUGUAGCAAUCACCACCUUUAGCUCUACCUGUCACAGUUACAAAUUAUAUGUGGCUUAGAUGGGCCUUUGGAAACACUGAGUGGCUUCUAAAGGCUGAUGAUGUGAGAGACGAGUGUGUGAAGCUACCCGAACUGUCAGAGAGGAUGACAACAGCGAGGCCGCCUGCUGUUAAUUUAGACAAAUUAAUGUUCAAGCAAACCGAGUUCAGACUCACUUCAAAGCAUAAAUUAGAACUUUAUUUUAUUAUUACAAUAUUACAAAAAGAGUAGCACAACGCUCACGCUCCUGCCUCUUAUCUGUCGUACAGAAUGACACAAAAGAAAGGCUUAUGGACCUUCUUCCAUUUCACAGCAACAGUAAAAGAAUCAAAGAAAGAAAAUAAAUUUUAAAUAACAAGCAAAUCAAGUAUUAUAAAUAGUCACAACUGCAAACUGAAGCUUUGAAACUUGAG
Archocentrus centrarchus (flier cichlid) is the source of this 3666-nucleotide messenger RNA. RefSeq names its product transient receptor potential cation channel, subfamily V, member 1 (gene trpv1). The transcript has 16 exons. Gene Ontology annotation, biological process: calcium ion import across plasma membrane. The coding region runs from base 247 to 2607 and encodes 786 amino acids. NCBI's taxonomy places the organism in Eukaryota, Metazoa, Chordata, Actinopteri, Cichliformes, Cichlidae. The record is from RefSeq and is a predicted model, not a curated record. Gene Ontology annotation, molecular function: calcium channel activity; protein binding. Gene Ontology annotation, cellular component: plasma membrane.